Molecule: messenger RNA, 448 nt
Organism: Sapajus apella (tufted capuchin)
Lineage: Eukaryota; Metazoa; Chordata; Mammalia; Primates; Cebidae
Product: defensin-5-like
Exons: 2
Coding region: 41-325 (94 amino acids)
Biological process (GO): defense response to Gram-negative bacterium; disruption of plasma membrane integrity in another organism; cellular response to lipopolysaccharide
Cellular component (GO): extracellular region; extracellular matrix
Source: RefSeq, a predicted model, not a curated record
UCUGCUCCUGCUCUCCCUUCUGCAGGUGACCCCAGCCACGAUGAGGACCCUCACCGUCCUUGCUGCCAUUCUCCUGGUGGCCCUCCAGGCCCAGGCUCAGCCAUCCCCGGCAAGAGCUGAGAAGGUUGCAGCCAAGGAGCAGCCUGUAGCAGAGGACUGUGACUUUGCCAUCUCCUUCACAUGGGACACGAGAUCAGAUUUUAGGGCUUCAGGCCCAAGGACCCACUUGAGAUGCUCUUGCAGAAUAGGAGUCUGUCGCCUUGAAGAAAGCGUGUCUGGAACGUGCACCUCCGACGGGAUCCAAUACAAAUUCUGCUGCCUCUGAGCUUGUAGAACAGGAGAAAAUAAGUUCAUAACUUACUUUCCGACCAGGAAGAUAACUUUCAUUAUGCCUCUACUUGGUCCCUAGCUUCCUUUCUCCAUCUCUCAUCAAGUCCUUGUAGCAAGU